Messenger RNA from Prinia subflava (tawny-flanked prinia), 2060 nucleotides. RefSeq names its product VPS26 endosomal protein sorting factor C (gene VPS26C). Bases 24 to 989 code for a protein of 321 amino acids. The record is from RefSeq and is a predicted model, not a curated record. Gene Ontology annotation, biological process: intracellular protein transport. The transcript has 8 exons. NCBI's taxonomy places the organism in Eukaryota, Metazoa, Chordata, Aves, Passeriformes, Cisticolidae. Gene Ontology annotation, cellular component: endosome.
AAGUGACGGAGACGAGGACCCGGAUGUGGAGGGGGCGGGGCUCCCGCGCACCCCGGCGCGCGGGUCACGUGAGGCGGCGGUCACGUGACGGGGAGAUGGGGACCGCGCUGGACGUGCGGGUGAAGCGCGCCGGGAAGGUUUAUCGCGAUGGGGAAAUCCUUUCUGGAGUGGUGGUCAUCACCAGUAAGGACACGGUGCAGCACCAAGGGAUCUCCUUAACCAUGGAGGGCUCAGUGAAUCUGCAGCUCAGUGCCAAAAACGUGGGCGUGUUUGAGGCCUUCUGCAACACUGCCAAGCCUAUCCAGAUUAUCAACAGCACCAUUGAAAUGGUGAAACCAGGGAAGCUCCCCAGUGGCAAGACAGAAAUUCCCUUUGAAUUCCCGCUGCAAAUGAAGGGCAACAAAGUUCUGUACGAGACAUACCACGGGGUCUUUGUCAACAUCCAGUACACCCUGCGCUGUGACAUGAGACGCUCCCUGCUGGCAAAGGACCUGACCAAGACUUGUGAAUUCAUUGUCCACUCCCUGUCACAGAAAGGGAAGCUGCUGCCCAGCCCCGUGGACUUCACCAUUACUCCUGAAACUCUGCAAAACGUUAAAGAGAGAGCCUCCCUUCCCAAAUUCCUGAUCAGAGGGCACCUGAACUCCACCAACUGCGUGAUCACGCAGCCGCUGACGGGGGAGCUGGUGGUGGAGAGCGCCGAGGCGGCCGUCAAGAGCAUCGAGCUGCAGCUCGUGCGAGUGGAGACCUGUGGCUGUGCCGAGGGCUACGCCAGGGACGCCACCGAGAUCCAGAACAUCCAAAUCGCCGACGGCGACGUCUGCAGGGGGCUGCCCAUCCCCAUCCACAUGGUGUUCCCCAGGCUCUUCACCUGCCCCACCCUGGAGACCACCAACUUCAAAGUGGAGUUUGAAGUGAACAUCGUGGUGCUCCUGCACGACGACCAUCUCAUCACGGAGAACUUCCCCCUGAAGCUGUGCAGGAUGUGAACGUCCCAGGAGAAGCAGGGAAGGAUUUCCUGGGAAUUCCUCUGAGGGGAAAUGGAGCUUCAUCCAUGCCUGCCUCCAGCUGGAGCCUCCUCCUUUCCCUCUCCCUGUGGGCACCUCUUGUGCUUUCCCUUCCCUGCUAACCUGGCCCAGACUUUGCCUCUCUGCCUUUCCCAGUCCUGCUGCCUUCAACAUCCAUGUUUUCCCCAAAUUUUCCUCAGGCAGGUCCUGAAGGAAUCAUUCUGUGGCUUUCUACAGCUUGUACAAGGAUGUAGCAAUUUCUUCUCAUUUUCAUUUUCUAAUACUUGUUCCAAAGUGCUUUGAAAGCCCCUUAAAACUCAUCAAUCCCAUUCCAGCCUUACUGGGAGGGUAUGGGAAUUGUGUUGGAGUGGGAAAUAAGGUCUGUGAGGAUCUGGAAAAUGCUGCUACAACUCUGAAAGGUGGAAGAUCUGCCCCAAGGUGGAUGGGAAAUGAGUGGCUUCAAAUCUCACCAAGGAAAUUUUUGGUCAAAUUAGGAACAGGAAUUGGUGUUGGAGGAGUUUGUGUUUGUGACUGUACAGCUUAAGGGGAAAUUCAGUAAGAAAGAACCUUCCCCACACCAACAGGUUGUGGGUUUUGAUGUUGUUUUAGUGGAAAAGCCACAAUUUGUGGAUUUUCCAUUCAUUUUCCAUGUGGGGCAGAGGCAGGCUUAGCCUAGCCUAUGGAAACUGGAAGUGCAGAGAUGAGCACCUAAAAAGGCAGAGUUAAGAAAACUAAGAAAAGUAAUUUCCUUUGGUUUAUCCAGCAGCUUUGCCAAGCAGGAGAAUGCCAUUCCACUCUGGGCCCUGGUGUUUUGGGAAGAAAAAGCUGAAAAUUACAUUUCAGUGUCUGGGAAUGGGGAGGAAAAUGCAAUUUACUGAAACUCAGCACUUUUCCCUGAGACCAGGGAAGGUUUUGGGGAACACCUGCAGCCCCCAAAAACACUGGAAGCUGGAAAGGAUUCCAGUGCUGGAAUUUUUAGGCCUUAAUUCUACAGCACAGAGUAGUUACUCACCUCUAACUCCGACUGAGCAGAAAUACUACACAGAAACAACA